Catharus ustulatus (Swainson's thrush) is the source of this 1958-nucleotide messenger RNA. It is a transcript of the gene HPGD, whose product is annotated as 15-hydroxyprostaglandin dehydrogenase. Gene Ontology annotation, molecular function: oxidoreductase activity, acting on the CH-OH group of donors, NAD or NADP as acceptor. The transcript is spliced from 5 exons. Bases 90 to 593 code for a protein of 167 amino acids. The record is from RefSeq and is a predicted model, not a curated record. Gene Ontology annotation, cellular component: cytoplasm. NCBI's taxonomy places the organism in Eukaryota, Metazoa, Chordata, Aves, Passeriformes, Turdidae.
AGGAGGGAGAAAGGAAACCGGGCAGGUGACACGGCGCGGGAUUGCUGCGGCUCGGCGGGCGCGGAGCGGGCGGCAGGAGCGCGGCGGCCAUGCACGUCAAUGGCAAGGUGGCUCUGGUCACCGGCGGGGCGCAGGGCAUCGGCCGGGCUUUCGUCCAGGCGCUGCUGGGCAAGGGCGCCAAGGUAGCCUUGCUGGACCGCAACUCCGAGGCCGGACAGGAGAGCAAGGCAGCCCUGGACGAGCAGUUUGAAGCGCAGAGGACGCUGUUCAUCCAGUGCGACGUGACGGAGCAGGAGCAGCUGAGAGGUGCUUUCAAAAAAGUAAUUGAACAUUUUGGAAGGCUGGAUAUUGUGGUUAAUAAUGCUGGAGUGAACAAUGAGAAGGACUGGGAAAGCACUAUACAAAUUAACUUGACAUCUGUGAUCAGAGGAACCUACCUUGGCCUAGAAUACAUGAGAAAAGGAAAUGGAGGCGAUGGAGGAGUGAUCAUUAAUAUCUCAUCCUUGGCAGGCUCUUCUACAAGGGCACCUGUGGCAUCACAUUCUGGCCAAGUCAGAAAUCCUCAUCCCCCCCUGCAGCAGAUCCAGUUGUGAGAAACAACCACGAAUUCUUAGGAAAGUUUUAUGCAGUUGGUUUACUUGUUUGAAUAAAUAUUAUUCAAUUAAUUAUAUAUGAAUAUUAUAUUGCAUGAAGUUAUUUUUUUCAGAGACACUUUGGGGAAUGUACUGAUGUCCAAGAUAGGUCAAUAUCCAAAACAGUCUGGGAUUUUUGGCACAAGAGAGGAAAGUGAAGUGGAAUUAGAUUAUGGGGGAGUUUCAAGACAAGAUAGAAUAAAUCCAGGUAGAAAUGGGAGAAAUUCUGAACCCACUUGUUUAUUAAAUUUCAAUAAAUGGUAAAAAGUAUGAAAAUAAUUACUUAAUAGAAACAUCCAAUCUUUUGAAACAAUAUAUACCCAUAAAUGUAUAUCUUUACACUUGGUCUAAGACCAAAUAUACUUUCUGUACCACAACAUGCCAGCUAUCUCUGUCUUUGUCUUGGAUAAUGUAUAACAUGUUUUAAUAGUGUACAUAAAAAAAUCUUCAUCAAAUAAUUUCCACUUCAAACACAGGACUUGGCACUAUAUAAAUAAGUAAGAAACAUAUGUGUAGCACACCAGCACAGAAAAUGGUAGGUCUGAAAAUGUGCAGCAUCCUUCUGAUAGCUAUCAUUACUGUAUAAGCCCAAUAUUCAUACAUAAAUAUUUGAAGAUCUAUUUUUAUUGACUUAGAGCUCUCAAUUCAUUGUGUUUGAAAGGCCCACAUCUCCAUAAGAUGGUCAAUAAAGAUUUGAUGUCAGUUCACAAUUUCUCUGUAUUAUUUAAACAUCCACCUUUAGGGGGUUUUGUGCCCCUUUCCCCUAGAGUAUACUUACAUAAUUUCUCACAGAUUCUUGGGAACUCAUAAAAGUUUUAUAUAUGUAUGUCAAGAUAAAACCCACUUUCAGGUAAGUAAAAGUAAUGCCUGCUCUGAAAAGCAUCAAGAAAGCUAAGCAUUUCUCGACUUUUUUAAGGCCUUGACUUUGCAUGUAUUUAUAUGUGUCUCUCAGAAAAACUCCUAUAUGUUGCUUAUAUUAACGGAAAAAUGAUACACUCAAUAUUUUCAUUGCUAUACUCCUGCACAUUGAACAGUUUUUCAGAAUGCAGAAACCAGAAACCUUCUUUGAAAUGUUUAUUUUUUUAAGUGUUCCUCCUAAAAAUUUACUUUUUUCCUGAUGAGGUUGAUAAAUAUAUCUUGAGCCUUCCAAUUCUCUUAAAUAUGAAAUUACUAUGGCGCCCUUUUAAAAAGAAAUUGUACAGUUUAUUCAGAGUCAGUGAUUAGUGAACAAGACAAUAUCAUCACUGACUUCAGUGGUGCAGUAUCAGGCCUUAUAACAGCAGUCAUUCUUGCCUUUUCUGUGAAUUUUAAAUCAAAAUUAUUUUA